ACCUCAGCCUUACGUCUCGAUACCGUCAAUCGGUUCCCCGCAUCGGGCGUUGAUCAGGGACCUGGAGGCCAUCAGGAGGUUCAGUGGCUAACAUCUAGCCGAGUCAAUACCUGCAGGCGAUCAAAUUACCUACACCGAUCACAAGCCUCGUAUUCUCUUAAACGAAAGAUCAUACUACCUGCCACCGUCAAUCCAGACAUUACGCCGUCAGUUAGGUUAGCUUGAGGAAGAACAAUCAUGUUCCGCGCACAGCAGAACGCCUUCGAUGACGCAGUCGAGCUUGCUGACGUGAAUUCUUCUGCGCAAUUAGCCAAGGCGACCGACGAGAAUUUGACAUCGGAGAACUGGGAAUAUAUUCUUGAUGUGUGCGACAAAGUUGCGGCGGAGGAGUCAGGCGCGAAAGAUGCUGUUGCCGCCCUGAUCAAGAGGCUUGCGCAUAGAAACGCCAAUGUGCAACUGUAUACUUUGGAGUUGGGCAAUGCUUUGGCACAGAACUGCGGCCCGAAGAUACACCGCGAACUUGCUUCGCGAAGCUUCACGGAUUCCCUACUCCGCCUUGCUAGUGACAGAAACACCCACCAGCAGGUCAAGGCAAAGAUUCUAGAGCGUAUGCAAGAGUGGACAGAGAUGUUUUCUAGUAACCCAGACUUCGGCAUCAUGGAGCAAGCAUACAUGAAGCUAAAGACACAAAACCCGAACCUGCAGCCCCCUUCAAAGCCUGUGAAGACAGAGAUAACCGAAGCAGAUCGUCAGAAAGAAGAGGAGGAGUUGCAGAUGGCGCUGGCCCUCUCGAUCAGAGAAAAGAAUCCCGUGGCCUCUGAGCCACAGCCGGAGUCGAGUACUUCUAACGCUGCCCCUACCAGCCAGGCACAAGCCCCAACACAUCAGGCGGUUCCUUCUGGCACUUCCGCUGCCACUGUCUCGCGAGUUAGGGCUCUCUAUGACUUCCAGCCUUCAGAACCCGGCGAACUACAAUUCCGCAGAGGCGAUGUCAUUGCAGUACUCGAGUCCGUAUAUAAGGAUUGGUGGAAGGGCUCUCUAAGAGGGCAAACGGGCAUUUUCCCCCUCAAUUAUGUUGAAAAGCUUCCAGACCCUACAGUUGAAGAGUUACAGCGGGAAGCUCAGAUGGAAGGCGAGGUGUUCGGCCAGAUCAAGAACGUUGAGAAGUUGUUGACACUCCUCAGCACACGUAGUACCGAACCAAACGUUCAGGAUAAUGAAGAAAUCACAGCUCUAUAUCACUCUACUUUGGCAAUUCGACCUAAGUUGAUUGAGCUCAUCGGCAAAUAUUCUCAGAAAAAAGACGAGUUCACCCAACUCAAUGAGAAGUUCAUAAAAGCGAGACGGGACUAUGAAUCUCUUCUGGAGGCAUCCAUGUCGCACCCCGCCCAGCCCCCGUAUGGCAGGCCUGGUCCAUCUCAGUAUGGAUAUCCCGGACCUGCGGCAUCCAUGGGCUACCCUCAGGGCCCUCCGCAAUCUGAUCCCCAAAGAUAUUUUAGCCCUCGGCCUCAAGAAACCCAAUCACACCAGCCCAAUACAUCCCCUUACUACGGGGCAGAUCAAGCGCCUAUGUACCCUCCGACAUCUCAGUCCCCCGAUCCACGUACCCGCACACCUCCAGCUGGUGCAUCCUAUCAGCCCGUGCAUCACCGACCAGAAUCAACAUAUGAGCACCCGCAAGAGCUAGGAACAUCUCGGACAAGCCCCGCCGCUGUCCAGCCACCGUUCCAGCAGCAGCAGCAGCAGCAGCAGCAGCAGCAACAACAACAACAACAGGAAUACCCUCCUUAUGCCCAUGAAGAUGCAGCUAAGCCACAGCCCCCGUAUCCUACAGGCCCAGCUUCCAAUCAACAACCACCUAUGCAUCAGCCCCCCCCCGUCCCAGGCACAACGUCAACACCGGCACCUUACCCUUCUUUACGCCCGGAGCAGGAGGCUAUCAAGCAUACAACCCAUCCCAAGGAACGGCACCUAGCUCUAACCCAGCUUCAUUCUAUCGUUAACCAUUAG
Aspergillus nomiae NRRL 13137 is the source of this 2010-nucleotide messenger RNA. RefSeq names its product ESCRT-0 subunit protein HSE1. NCBI's taxonomy places the organism in Eukaryota, Fungi, Ascomycota, Eurotiomycetes, Eurotiales, Aspergillaceae. Gene Ontology annotation, molecular function: phosphatidylinositol binding; ubiquitin binding. Gene Ontology annotation, cellular component: ESCRT-0 complex. Bases 238 to 2010 code for a protein of 590 amino acids. The record is from RefSeq and is a predicted model, not a curated record. The transcript has 10 exons. Gene Ontology annotation, biological process: protein transport to vacuole involved in ubiquitin-dependent protein catabolic process via the multivesicular body sorting pathway.